ACCAUUCUCCCGGAUGACAGAAUGAACCGAAGGGGUAUAUCGACCUCGCCAACUUGUACUCCUAAAUAAAAAACGGAAAUCCGUUACCUCUGGCUCGUUCAGCCAUUCACAUGGGGAAAAUUAAUGAGGAAAGAAUAUGGUUUUGGGGUAAAGGCGGAAAAUAAAGUCUGAGGUUAGCACAGGUUUAGGAGAUCCUAUACGGUUUGUUCUAUGAGAUAAUAUCAGUCAGUUAAUAUGACCUUUAAAAAUUAUGAAGACUUUUAUGUGCUUUUUUUCUUCUUCAUAAACGCUUAAAAAUGCACAAAAAAGUGACGUUAGCUAUAUCCUAAGCCUGUGUUUACCACGUACCUUAUUUUCGGCAUUUGUCCAAAAACCCUACAAAAACUCCAUUCAUUUUGUACAACGAACCAUGGCGGAGUUGGUGCAUACAAAAAGACGCCAUUACUAUUUAUCUCUAUAACAGAGUAGGAUUUCAGAACGUGUCGUUCACUGAAGGCGCACCCGGUCAGUGCGCGUAGUUUGUUUACCAACUGCGCUGGCGCAAACUUGUCAAUAUUGCCAACCAGCAGGACUCAAACAAAGACGUUAGCCAUAAUUUGACAGCUCGACCAUGUCUGCCUCGGCCGCUAGAGAUCCUGUUGCUAAAAAGAAGCAUGUUCGUUUCGCUAGAAUGGAGGAGGAUGAUGAUGAUAACGAUGACCAAGAGGAAGAUACUCUGUUUGACAAGAGGAAAGACACGAGACGAGGGCUGAAGAGUGUAAUGAAAGGGAGGAAGAGAAGUUCGAAUUCAGAAUUCGAUGAUGAGGUUGAAAUCAUCGAUGGAGGUGGCAGGGCCAGCGGUUCUGGAGGCUGCAGCAGCUGGAUGAUCACCUUAGCGCUCUGUGCGUCAUUCCUCGGCCUGGGGAUGAGUAUCUCUGUCUUAGGCCCCACAUUUCAAGACCUUGCCAUCAACGUCAACCAGAACAUCAGCAACAUCUCCUACAUCUUCGUAGGCCGCUCGAUGGGCUAUAUAGGCGGCUCUGUGUUGUCCGGGAUUCUCUUUGACUGCAUGAACAGCCAUCUGCUGCUGGGCCUCUCCAUGCUGGUCACAGCGUUUGGGAUGUUUGCCAUCCCUUUCUCUAAGACGGCCCUUCUCCUCACUGCCCUGAUGUCCAGUAUUGGAGUUUCCAUGGGCUUUCUAGAUACAGGCGGUAAUGUCCUGAUCCUGCAGACGUGGGGGGAUCAGGCUGGCCCCCACAUGCAGGCCUUGCACUUCAGCUUCGCUGCUGGGGCCUUCGCCUCGCCCAUCAUCGCCAAGCUGCUGUUUGGAACGGACCUGGAUGUAGCUACAAACAGCAGCAUGGAAGCCUCGGUGGCAAACUCCACCUCCCCAUCUUUCACAGACCAUGUGCCCCAAACCGUGUCCUCUCCUACGGUUAUUCGCUUCGUCCACAGUAGCAGCACCCUCAAGUCCAUGUGGGCCUACGUUGUGAUCGGUGGUUUCAUCCUGUUCGUCUCCCUCGUCUUCUUCAUCCUUUACGCCCGCCACAGUCCCUCUAGUGGCAGGGCCCAGACCCCCUCAGGAAAACCCCUGGUGUCCAAGCACCACAACGCACUCAUCGCUAUGCUCUUUGUCUUCUUCUUCUGGUACGUGGGGGCCGAGGUGGCGUACGGCUCCUUUAUCUUCACCUAUGCUAAGGAUUACAUUCAUAUGGACGAGGCCCAGGCAGCAGGGCUCAACUCCCUGUUCUGGGGAACGUUCGCUGCCGGCCGGGGACUGGCCAUCUUCUUUGCGACCUGCAUGCACCCAGGCACCAUGAUUCUACUGAGCCUGGUGGGCUGCACCCUGUCCUCCCUGUUCCUCACCCUCUUCAACAGCAACAGGGUGGCCCUGUGGGUCUGCACUGGUGUCUACGGUGCCUCCAUGUCGACCACUUUCCCCAGUGGGAUCUCCUGGGUGGAGCAGUACACCACGGUGACCGGGUGCUCUGCUGCGGUGUUCGUGGUGGGGGCGGCCCUGGGAGAGAUGGUGCUGCCCGCCCUAGUGGGCUUCCUACUGGGAAGGAUCCAUGAUCAGCCCUUGCUAAUGUACCUGGCCCUGGGCACCGCCACCAUCACCUCCAUCCUCUUCCCCUUCAUGUUCUGGCUGGCCUCGUCCCCCAGCGGCCCCAGUAGGACACCUCGCACGAGGAGCCACAUGGAGCCUGACGACAGCGAGUACCGCCAAGCCUUGCUGGACUCGGGCGCCAAUGAUGAGGAAGAGGAGCAGGAGCAGCAGCGGGAACAGAAGCACGAUGACGAGGCCGACCAGUGGAAUGAUGCCGACUUCGAGGUCAUCGAGAUGGAUGACGCCAGCCUUAUGAUCUCUCCUAAUAAAGCGGCGCUCUCUUCUCCGAGCAAAGCGCUCUCUUUAUCUCCUAAUAAAGGGUUGUCAUCUCCUAACAAAGAGCUUCCACCACCUGAUGUUGCUGGGACAUCAGGGGACACCACUGCCACAUCUGUCCCCGCUACUCUCCAGUCCCUAGUGCCAACAGUUGGGGCCUCUUUCUCAGACUCUAUCUCUCUCCAGGGAGACUCACCCAGACGGAAACUGCUGCGUUCCCUGGACCGGCAGAAGAGAGACUAGGGGCUAGAUUCAGUCAGAUCAAGCAUUAACCGGCGAUUGCCGACACCCCCAUAGCUGGUGUUUUGGUGGUGUAUCUGCAUUAGAGCUGUCAAAUCGGAGCUGCUGCUCUCGUGGUCAUUGUCACAAAGCCAUACUCGUCCCACUCAUGUUAGAAGUCCAGAAUGAGAAAGUGUAGAUUAUGUAGAAAUAAUGACGCUCAAAUGUAAAAUCAUUAAACAAAAUUAGGAUUUCUAUCAGCCUAAUCGAAGUGUAGAUUUAUAUCUCACAUUCCACUAAACAACUUGUAAACACGAUGCAUGGGAUUUCUCUUAAUGCGACUACGUGCAGCCAAUGGCAAAAUCCGCUUUAGGUAUAAUGCCGGGAGCCACUUGUGGAUUUGACAGCUCUAAUGCAGUUCCACCUCUGAUACUCUGCCUGGGAGCCCGCGAUUCAAUCGGAUUAACAGUAAGGCCGGGAUUCAAUCCUAAAGCCAGGAUUGCAUCCGAUCGUGCUUUGUCUGCAAUGUACUUUUUUAAAGGCAAUUUCCUUGCGUUCAGAGACCACAUUUACAGUCAAUGCUGCAUAUGUCGAAAUUACCUUUAAAUUGUGCAUUGUCACGAAGUGCGAUUGGAAUGAAUACCGGCCUAAGGGCUCUAGUCUGGGAAAUGCGCCAUUACUCCAAGUGCUUUAAAGACGUUACUGUAUUCUAGAAGAGCCAUGGCUCUCUUCAGAAAAACUUGUUGAUGUCUGAUUGUCCGUGACUGUAAUCGGACCUGUUUAGUUUAACACACAUGUAAAUGUUUGAUACUACAGAUUUACAGUGCAAUAUAAUUUACCCCACUCCUACACAGCUUAUGUCUACUACAUCAUUUGAAGCUGUAUGCUGUGGUGGAAAUAGAAUUUGUUUCACAGUAGUGCAACACUAAACAUUUUUUUUCCUUUAGAUAUCCUAAAGACGUCAUUUUCUUUGUCAUAUUUAUAUUUAGUAAAUAUCUGAAUUAUCAGCUGUUAAAGAUAGGAAUUUUGAAUCAUUUGUUUUUGUCAGACCUUUGUUUGAAUAUAUGUCACAUUCACGUGCUAGUUGGAACUAGGCAACUCAAACAUGUUAGACUUGCUAACUCGUUGUAGAAAGAUGUUCCCGAGUUUCCCACUUAGAAAGUAUCAGAAUCAAGCCUCUGGGCUUGGGCAAAUUUUAUUAGUCACAUGCGCCAAAUACAACAAGUGUAGACCUUACAGUGAAAUGCUUACUUACGAGCCCCUAACCAACAAUGCAGUUUAAUUAGAUGUUCAGGAGUCUUAUGGCUUGAGGGUAGAAGCUGUUUAGAAGCCUCUUGGACCUAGACUUCGCGCGCCGGUACCGCUUGCAAGCAGAGAGAACAGUCUAGGACUAGGGUGGCUGGAGUCUUUGACAAUUUUUAGGGCCUUCCUCUGACACCGCCUGGUGUAGAGGUCCUGGAUGGCAGGAAGCUUGGCCCCAGUGAUUAACUGGGCCGUACGCCCCAACCUCUGUAGUGCCUUGCGGUCAGAGGCCGAGCAGUUGCUGUACCAGGCAGUGAUUCAACCAGUCAGAUGCUCUCGAUGGAUCAGCUGUAGAACCUUUUGAGGACCCAUGUCAAAUGUUUUCAGUCUCCUGAGGGGGAAUAGGAUUUGUUGUGCCCUCUUCACGACUGUCUUGGUGUGCUUGGACCAUGUUAGUUUGUUGGUGAUGUGGACGCCAAGGAACUUGAAGCUCUCAAUCUGCUCCACUACAGCCCCGUCGAUGAGAAUAGGGGUGUGCUCCGUCCUUUUCCUGUAGUCCACAAAUCUCCUUUGUCUUGAUCACGUUGAGGGAGAGGUUGUUGUCCUGGCACCACACGGCCAGGUCUCUGACCUCCCUAUAGGCUGUCUCGUCGGUGAUCAGGCCUACCACUGUUGUGUCAUCGGCAAACUUAAUGACGGUGUUGGAGUCAUGCCUGGCCGUGCAGUCAUGAGUGAACAGGGAGUACAGGAGCGGAUUAAGCACCCACCCCUUAGGGGCACAUGUGUUGAUGAUCAGCGUGGCGGAUGUGUUAUUACCUACCCUUACCACCUGGGGGCGGCCAAUAUCUAUUCCAUAUUGGUUCAACAGAAUUGAAUUAAAAUGACGUGUAAAUGAUGAUUCAACCAGUGUAUGCCCAGUGGAAACCACUACACAAAUAAGUUACAUUCAUUUUAUCUCAGAGGUUCCGAGUUUCCGAUAGCACAUGAACACAGCAUGUUUUUUUCUCUCACUUUUCUGUAAACAUUUUUUUUAUUUAAGUCUUGUGCUGUGAUGAAUUGUCUAGUAAUCUGUAGUUUUUCCAUUCAGAUGUGUGAUCUUUGUUAAAGUUGAUCACGUUUGAAUUUUUCUAUUAAAACAAAUCAAAUCAGCCAUGAAAAAUACUAAAACACAAAGACUAGAGAAUUUAAUACAUUGAGUUUUAUUAUAUCAAUCUUCAACCUCCACCCACAGCAAUGUCCAUUAAAAACAAAGCAAGAAACACUUCCUUCAUAUUUUUUGUUGUACAUUUACAUUUAUACAAAUACACAGAUCCUGUGUAUAGUUGUUUGGGAAAUAAUACAAUCCAUCUUGACAUGGGUAGAUGACAUAUGCUGUUUUAACAUGGAGAAAGCAUUAGAAAUGUGUACAAAACAAAUAUGCACAAGGAAAUAAUAUAUACUCUUGCCAUAAAUUAUCAAAAUACAGUAUUGCAACAGUCCCAGAAGUAAAAACUGAAAUUAAUACUCCCCCAUCCUCUUUUGAUAGGCAUUAGUGCCUCAGGGUAUAAUGAUAAUAUGCUUUUUCAUAA
Molecule: messenger RNA, 5391 nt
Organism: Oncorhynchus kisutch (coho salmon)
Lineage: Eukaryota; Metazoa; Chordata; Actinopteri; Salmoniformes; Salmonidae
Gene: slc60a2b
Product: major facilitator superfamily domain containing 4B
Exons: 4
Coding region: 611-2605 (664 amino acids)
Molecular function (GO): D-glucose transmembrane transporter activity
Source: RefSeq, a predicted model, not a curated record